Phycomyces blakesleeanus NRRL 1555(-) is the source of this 2106-nucleotide messenger RNA. RefSeq lists its product as hypothetical. Lineage: Eukaryota; Fungi; Mucoromycota; Mucoromycetes; Mucorales; Phycomycetaceae. Gene Ontology annotation, molecular function: ATP hydrolysis activity; ATP-dependent protein folding chaperone; ATP binding. The coding region runs from base 1 to 1857 and encodes 618 amino acids. The record is from RefSeq and is a predicted model, not a curated record. The transcript is spliced from 4 exons. Gene Ontology annotation, biological process: protein refolding; cellular response to unfolded protein; vesicle-mediated transport. Gene Ontology annotation, cellular component: cytosol; nucleus; cytoplasm.
AUGUCUGCUGAAUACGAAGGUGCCAUUGGUAUUGAUUUGGGAACUACCUACUCCUGCGUUGGUGUCUGGGAGUCCGAGCGCGUUGAGAUCAUUGCCAACGAGCAGGGUAACCGUACCACCCCCUCUUACGUCGCUUUCUCUGACAGCGAGCGUCUUGUUGGUGAUGCUGCCAAGAACCAGGCUGCCAUGAACCCCAAGAACACUGUCUUCGAUGCCAAGCGUCUUAUCGGUCGUCGUUUCGAUGAUGCUGAUGUCAAGGCUGACAUGAAGAACUGGCCUUUCACUGUCGUCGACCAGAACGAGAACCCCUUCAUCCAGGUUCAGUUCGAGGGCGAGACCAAGACUUACUCUCCCCAGGAAAUCUCUUCCAUGGUUUUGAUCAAGAUGAAGGAGAUCGCUGAGGCCAAGCUUGGCAAGAAGGUCUCCAAGGCCGUUGUCACUGUCCCCGCUUACUUCAACGACAGUCAGCGUCAGGCUACCAAGGAUGCUGGUGUCAUUGCCGGUCUCGAGGUCCUCCGUAUCAUCAACGAGCCCACUGCCGCUGCCAUCGCCUACGGUCUUGAUGCCAACGACAAGAAGGAGCGCAACGUUCUCAUCUUCGAUCUCGGAGGUGGAACCUUCGAUGUUUCCCUCUUGACCAUCUCCGGUGGUGUCUUCGCUGUCAAGGCCACCGCUGGUAACACCCAUUUGGGUGGUGAGGAUUUCGAUAACACCCUCGUCAACCACUUCGUCCAGGAGAUCAAGCGCAAGCACAAGAAGGACAUCUCUGAUGAUGCUCGUGCUCUCCGUCGUCUCCGUUCCGCUUCCGAGCGCGCAAAGCGUACCUUGUCUUCCUUGACCCAGACCACUGUCGAGGUUGACUCUCUCUUCGAGGGUGUUGACUUCCAGUCCAACAUCACCCGUGCCAAGUUCGAGGAGAUCAACUCCACCAGCUUCAACGGUACCGUUGAGCCCGUCGAGCGUGUCCUCAAGGAUGCCAAGAUUGACAAGAAGAACGUUGACGAGAUCGUUCUCGUCGGUGGUUCUACCCGUAUCCCCAAGAUCCAGUCCCUCCUCCAGGACCUCUUCAACGGUAAGGAGCUCAACAAGUCCAUCAACCCCGAUGAGGCUGUUGCCUACGGUGCCGCCGUCCAGGCUGCCGUCCUCACCAACCAGGCUGGUAACGAGAAGACCCAGGACUUGUUGUUGUUGGAUGUCGUUCCUCUUUCCCUCGGUGUUGAAAUGCAGGGUGGUAUCAUGGCCGUAGUUGUUCCCCGUAACAGCCCCAUCCCUUGCCAGAAGUCCAAGGUCUUCACCACCGCCUCUGACAACCAGACCACCGUCACCUUCCCCGUCUACGAGGGUGAGCGUCUUUUGACCAAGGAGAACAACCUUUUGGGUGAGUUCUCUCUCACUGGCUUGAUCCCCGCCCCCCGCGGUACCCCCGAGCUUCUCUGCACCUUUGAUCUCGAUGCCAACGGUAUCUUGAAGGUCACUGCCCAGGACAAGACCACCGGUCGCAAGGCUGAUGUCACCAUCUCCAACUCUACCCGUUUGUCCGCUGCCGAUAUCGAGCGCAUGGUCAACGAUGCCGAGAAGAACGCCGAGACCGAUAAGGCCCGUGAGGCUGUUGUCCAGGCCAAGCAGGAUCUUGAGUCCUACGUCUACCAGGUCGAGAACCAGGUCUCUGACCCCAACGUCAACAUGAAGAUCCGUCGUGGUGACCGUGAGGCCAUCGAGACUGCUCUCGCCGAGGCCAUGGAGAUGAUGGAUAUCUCUGCUGAGGAUGGUUCCGCUGAUGAGUUCAAGGGUGCCCAGUCUAAGCUCAAGCGUGCUGCCACCCGUGCUUUCGCUCACGUCUACUCCCAGCGUCGUUAAAAAAAAGUGUUGUAUACUACACACAAUCCCACGAUUCCACACGAACACGCAACAAUAACCCAAACCGAAAACUCAAAACUCAAAACCCAAAAAAAAAAGAAUAAGCUUUUUCUAGUGCUUUCAUGCAUAUCUACUAGUAUUUUCUUUAUUUCUUUUUGUUUCAAUCUGCAUUUCUGUAUAAUUCCGAUCAAGUUAUCAAAAUAUAUAUUUUUUCUCUGUACAAAUGACAAACUAUCUAGAUUAAAUGUA